AUGAUUGACGGCAAACUGCAAUCUUGGAUGGCACAAGAGUGCCUUGGAAAGGCACGUCAGACUACGCUGGCCUUUGCACCGAGUUCCAGCAGUUAGGUUCCUGUGAAGCCUCCCCGCUACAAGGAGAACGAGCCUUGGCGGGACCCGCUUUUCCCUUGGUGGUGCGGGAGUCGUUGAAGCAGAGUGAAAGAACCGAGCAAAAAAAAAGAGACACAAAGCAGAGAACACAGAGAGAGAGAGAGAGAGUGAGAGAGAGAGAGAGAGAGAGAAAGAAAGAGAGAGGAAGCGCAUGAUGCAUCUGGUGCAAGAUGGACUGCGCUGUGCUAGAACAUGCGUUUGCCACGUUCAGCAGCUUUUUUGGCCCAAAUUGAGGGAGCCAUAGUCUCUGUCCAAAGCUGCCAGCGCCGAGGGUAUCUAUGCAGCCCUUGGUAUAUUUGGCAGUCCGGGGUUGGCUUGGCUGGAUUCAAUUUGUGGAGCGGUCCAGAAGAGCUUUUUUGAAUAGCUCUUUAGUCUUGGUGGCCGCUGGGGCUGUGCACUGCUGGGCGGUGGUAUAUUCACUAUUUGUUGCCGUGCACACGCGGGCAAUGCGUUUCAGUGGGUACCACCAAGGCAGCAGCGAGCAAUUGCCACAGGCAGUAGCACUCACAGAGACACUCGCCGUCAGCUCCUUGUGGGUUUGGCUCAUUGCCGGAUUCACAACGGCCGCCGUGCGGAUGCUUGACGAGGAUGCGGAUGGAUUGCCUCUAGGAACCGAGGAUCUCAAGUGGGGGCCGAUUUUGCGUUUCAUCCGGUCUCCUUUCCUUCACAGUGCUUUGGGGCACGCGCAUUCAGUGAGCUGUGUGGGAUUGUUUGUCAGCAUCAUCUUGCUUUGCGCGACAAUGGCUACAAUGAAAGGUGGCAUUACCGUUUGCGAGUCCUGCCUGGCAAUUGUGGCGAUCGGCUUUGCCUUUCCCCAUAUGGUUUUGGCUGGAAGGCGCUUGAGCGAUUCAGCUGAUCAAGCCCUCUCUGAAGUGCUUCCAGAUGACAGCUUGGAAGCUGCAGCAGCAGAAGCAGCGGCAAUUGGACCUCAGCUUUGUGUUAUUUUGUCCCUCGCAGAUGCUCCUGGCCAUGCAUAUUGGUGGCAGAAUCUCAUGUACACCCUGGCGUCGAUGGCAUUCAUUGCUGCUGUCGUCGCCAGUGCCCGUUCGCCUGCAAAAGUUGCCAACGUUGCCCUGCCGCCAGAGAAGAGUGAGAGCUUCGUCUGCUUGACCAUGGAUGUGAUGACGGCCCUUUCAAUCAUUCUGUCCUACCCACACCUCAACACAUGGUUCCUCCGAAUCGGUGUGGUUGCAGUAAUUGGUUGCGGAGUUGCAGCGCAGUUUGGCCCAGUGCGGGAAAUCUACUUGGACUGGCUGGAACCUAUUUUCGUCAUCCGAAGUGACUCCCACAAGAGAGUGCCAAACCAGCAAAGACAGCUUAUAAAGAUCAUCUCGUGGGCUGCUGCCGUUUUGUGCGCAUUGGUGGCCUUGUGGGAUAUUGCCUUGCAUCCGCUGGCGCUGGCGUCAAGUGUUGCAGACUCUUCGAGGUAAGGCACGAAUCCGACGGUGCCCGAUUCUCCGAGAGGUCUAUUUGCGGAAGAGGUGCGUGAAGGCAUGUUUCCCGAUGUGUGUUCUUUUUGAAUCGUUCUCUUCAAGGCCAACAGGAUCACAUUUUCCCCACCUUCGCUUGCGCAGACCCAGUUCCAGGGUCUCAUGGGGCAAUAGAUUGCCAAACGAAGCACACAUGCACUUUUCACGCUGUGAGCAGCUGGAAGUAGCCCAGAGUUUGUGUAGCGUUCCUCAUUUGACGGACUCAAAGUUGUUGAAAGUCACUAGGCUGCUUCCAUAAAUGCAGUGCUAAGCACUUUAGACGGGACGCAUGUUCAACAUCAUCCGAAACAUAGGUCGAAUCAUGCCCCCGAAUCAUACCUUCGAAACAUACCUGGCUAAAAAUGAGAUGUUGCUUGUGGAUUUGCGAAACAUGCCUCCGAAAUAUACCUGGCUAACAUACCCCGAAACAGACCUUCAGGUUAAAGACGCGUUGCCGCCGGCCCUAUUUGCGGAAAAAAUGCAUGUUUUGUGGGCGCCAACUCAGCUGCGUGCAGAUUAGCUCACGAGGAUGGACAUGAAUUUGCGCGAUGGUGUCCGCA
This is a messenger RNA of Durusdinium trenchii, 2167 nucleotides long. The record is from the annotation of a GenBank genome assembly. Lineage: Eukaryota; Dinophyceae; Suessiales; Symbiodiniaceae.